AUGGGGUUGUCUGAGGGGCUCCCCAAGGUGGGGGACGACAGGGAGAAAGAGCAGCAGCUGCAGCUGCAGCAGCAGCAGCGAGCUGGGGGCAGCAGGGCCGGGCCCCCCAAAGGGGCCCCCCAGAGGAGACUAAGUAAGAAACUAGCAGCAGCAGCAGCAGCAGCAGCAGCAGCAGCAGCAGCAGCAACUGCCUCUAAGGGGCCCCCAGCGCCGCCCCGCCCGCCAGGCCUCUCUAGUUCAUAUCCACUUCCAUCUCGCUCACCUAAGAAAAACAAAACCCAAAUCCCUUCAGGCCCCUAA
Messenger RNA from Eimeria tenella, 300 nucleotides. RefSeq lists its product as uncharacterized. The transcript has a single exon. The record is from RefSeq and is a predicted model, not a curated record. Lineage: Eukaryota; Apicomplexa; Conoidasida; Eucoccidiorida; Eimeriidae. The coding region runs from base 1 to 300 and encodes 99 amino acids.